This is a messenger RNA of Amoebophrya sp. A25, 250 nucleotides long. The record is from the annotation of a GenBank genome assembly. NCBI's taxonomy places the organism in Eukaryota, Dinophyceae, Syndiniales, Amoebophryaceae.
GUCGACUUCGCGGCACGCGGCUGUGAUCUGCUCGACUCUGUUUCCGUAGACAUCAAUGAAACAGUUUCAUCCUCCACGAAAAAGACGAAGAAGAAGUCAAAGAAGAGAGGAGGUGAGGCCACUGAAGAGGUUCCUGCUUCUGGCGUAGCUGGCGUGCCGGUGUUUCGUGCGCUGACACAUGCAGCAGGUGAAAUGCGAGUAAAGGGCGUAGAAAAGGCUGCAGAAAAAUUCGUAGCAAUGUUGAAUGAUG